CUGUGUUUGACAGGUGUUUGUUUUUUUUUUAUAACCCCUCGACUCGAAAUGGAUUUUGUAAACAAUUCCACUAAAUUCGCUUAUAUUAUUGCAAAUCCCAGUGAAAAUGCAUCGCAAAAUAAUUCACAGAGAACUAAACAAAUUGAAGAUGUAAAUCUGCAAAUUGGUAAAAAUUUAGCCGAUGAUAUCAAAGUGAUAAAAAAUAAUUUUUCAUCGAAAGAGACAGAAGAGGAAUUUCCCGAGGAAAUGGUUGGAAAAUUGCAUAAAAUUUGCAGAUGUUGUUUAGCCGAAGAUGUUAAAUUGCGUGAUAUUUAUGAUGAAAAUGAAAGGAUUGCUGAAAUGCUCAUGAAUUUCGCGCAAAUCCAGAUAUCUCCGGAGGAUAUAUUGCCACCUGUAAUCUGCAUCAAUUGCUGUGUUCAAAUAGAGCGUGUUUAUGAAUUUAAGAAUCAAAUUGAGAUGGCAGAAUCAACUCUGAGACAACUUGUAAAUGCCAACUCUUAUCAAGUAGAACAAUCUUAUGAGAAACCGGAGGAUGUGCCGGAAGCCACUGAAACUCAAAUAAGCGAAGAAUCAAACAGUUCAGCCAAUGAAUUUCCAGACAAUGGAGAAGAAAGUGUCCUUCGCUGUACUCCGCAGGAAGUAACACGACAGGAAGUGGAGGUUAUCAAAUUAUCCAGUAAAACCAAGCAAGAACAAGCAAUAAUUUGUGAUAGAAAAGAUGAAAAUCAGGAACAACAGACCAUAACUAAAGAGACCUGUGAUGAAGAGAGAAAUGAAAAAUUUGCAAAUUCAUCUGAAGAGACUGAAGAAGGAUCCAUAAACUGCCCAAAGGAUCUCUCAUGCUACAUUUGCAAUGAAGGUUUCACUGAUAAAAAUGAAUUUAAACAACAUUUCAAAAAUCAUACUGAGAAGAACCAAGACAACAAUUUACCAUACAAAUGUACCGAAUGCAAUGAAUCAUUUCGUAUUGAAAGUGAUUUACAAAUUCACAAUUCCCUCCAUGCUAAAGAUGGCAAGAAACAGUGUUCAUUCUGUAAAAAGGAAGUUACAACUACAAUUCAACUAAAGAGGCAUAUAAAGACACAUUUUAAAGAUAAACCCCAUAAAUGUAAGAUUUGUGAUAAGGGAUUCCCAGAGAUGGGAAGCUUAACGCGACAUUUGCGCUCACACAGUGGACAGCAGCGGAUGAAAAAACACUUAUGUACGGUGUGUGGAAAGGGCUAUUACGACGCCUAUUCGCUUUCUGUGCACACGAGAAAUCACACAGGCGAACGUCCAUGUAUUUGCAGUAUUUGCGGCAAAACCUUCAUUGAUUGUCGAUUACUAAAUUCCCACAUGAAGAUCCACAGUGAGAUCAAACCGCAUAAAUGUUCAGUAUGUCAGAGAACUUUUACCCACCAGAGUACCCUUACAACCCACCUCCGUACGCACACGGGUGAAAAACCCUACGUGUGCACCGUUUGUGGGAAAUCCUUCAUUCAAUCGUCCAAUAUGUCCCUCCACAUGAGGACCCACAGCGGUGUUAAGCCCUACAAAUGCGAAACGUGUGGGCGAGCCUUUGCAAGCUCAUCCACCUUGAUAACGCACAAUCGGAUCCACACGGGUGAGAAGCCGUACAAGUGUGGCAUGUGCGGAAAGGCAUUUGCCAGACUUGAUCUAAAGGCGCACAUCCGGACGCACACGGGUGAGAAACCAUUCCAAUGUUCCGGGUUGAAUUGCCACAAGAAAUUCACAACAAGAGGACAACUCAAUCAGCACAUGCGAAUUCACAGAGAAGAAAGAUCAUUUGUGUGCAAAAUUUGCCAGAAGCGUUGCUAUUCCUCCGGGAAUCUCAAGAGUCACAUGAAAACGCAUGAAAAUUUAGAGAACGUCCAGAUAAAUGAAUCAAUUCUCAGCAAUGCAAUUCCAAAUGAAGUUAUAAUUUAUGCAAAAAAUGACCUAAAUCCCCUGAUAGUGCAGGAAAUUGACAUCACGGGAGAAGAAGCUGCAGGACAGGAUAGAAAAUCAAAUAUAGUUAAUUUUCAAGUUCAAGGGAUACCAGAAGAUGGUAACCGGCAAUGUAGUAGUCAAUUGUCGUCAGAGAGUUCAGAAACAACCACAAAGUACAUUGUGAGCAAUGUAAUUCAAGUGCCAUUCUUUAUAAAUUCAUCCGAUUGCCAAAAUGUGGAUGAAAUUAUUUAGCUCAUUUCAUCACCAGAGGUUUCAAUUUUUAUGCUAAAUAAAGGACUUUUUGCAAUAAAA
Molecule: messenger RNA, 2241 nt
Organism: Lutzomyia longipalpis
Lineage: Eukaryota; Metazoa; Arthropoda; Insecta; Diptera; Psychodidae
Product: zinc finger protein 250-like
Exons: 6
Coding region: 49-2181 (710 amino acids)
Biological process (GO): regulation of transcription by RNA polymerase II
Cellular component (GO): nucleus
Molecular function (GO): zinc ion binding; DNA-binding transcription factor activity, RNA polymerase II-specific; RNA polymerase II cis-regulatory region sequence-specific DNA binding
Source: RefSeq, a predicted model, not a curated record